CGCAUAGAUCCACGGUCGGUGUCGGUCUCUGUCGACCCAGCAGCAGCAGCUCCCAAGCAAGGCAUUGAAGCGAGAUGGUCCGCGGCAAUUCAGACUGACUAGGCCGACCAGCGUUCUAGGUACAUAUCCGACUUGCUGCGGCUUCCGAUCACUCUCGAGACCUCUUCCGACAGCUUUGGCACGUUACACCGGGCGCGCUCUUCUCGAUGACGAGACCAAAGGUCCCGCCCGACCAACGCCAGAGGACCCAGCAGGCGUGCAAUUCAUGCAAAAGACGCAAGCAGAAAUGUAAUGGUCUAAAUCCCUGCAACACAUGUGAGAAGCGUAACUUUGAGUGCGUCUAUGAUGAUCGGGGAGACGGUACAGCUUCUGCGGGGUCGCCUCCUUCAAAGAGGAGAAUGACCGAUGGCUCUACCGAAACGCGAACGCCUACAGAUUCCGCUACGCUCAGUGCGUCUAAGCAUGGCCGCAACUCUCCGAUUCCAAGUGUGCGGUCAAGUGAUAUCGCACGAACCGCUGCCGGUGUACCCCCUCAAGCAUCCACCGGCAAUGAGCCUCGAUCUCAGGCUCCCCAAAAUACGAACAAUCAACCGCAUCAGCCUUCUGCGAGCUCGAUCAGCACUUCCGAUCCUUCAAUUGAAAGUGCGGCAAGAUCUCUACAGCAAUUCUCAGCCCCCAGGCCAAUCUCUCAGCCCGCACCAAAUGCCGAUGCAGCUCAAGUCCAGCAAGCUGGAGCAGAUGAGGAAGCUGUGGUCUACUCGCAGACUAGAAUGCUGCAGGAUCCUACUGGACGACUUCUCUAUGUGGGCGACUCCGCGACGCUAUCUUUCCUUCAGCUGAUACGGAUGAUGGUCGAAACUGUUUGUGGACCGUCGCCAUUUACAACAGAUCCGCGACGACACAAGAUCAUGGAAUCGCAGUUCUCUCUCCCGUCAAAUGCUCGAAACUCUCUUCUGAUACCCCACAAAACCACUGCCCUGUACCUAGUGGAUGCAUUCUUCAUAAACACGCAUGGCUUGGUACACGUCUUUGACCGUAAGCAUUUUUAUCGAACCUUGGACACGACCUACACGGAUCCUCUUUCUGCUGACCCAAACUGGCUAUGUCUGCUUAAUCUUGUCUUUGCUAUCGGUCUUACAAUGGCGACUCCUGCUCACGGCACGCCCGAAGCCGCCGUGAUCGAGAAGUUGCGGCAAGAGCACACCGAUCGUGCAGAAGUAUUUUAUCUGAAUGCAAAAAGCCUCAACGACCCAAUGAUCGGGUUAGAAGACGCCGAUUUCUGGUCGGUUCAGGCUUUGGUUCUCAUGACGGUCUUUAUGCUCGCAAAAUCCAAGAGGAACACGGCCUUUGCCCUGCUGGGAAUGGCCAUUCGCUCCGCGUAUGCUCUUGGAUUGCACCGUGAAGAAACCCUUGUUAUUUUCAGCCCAGAGGAUCAGGUCGUGCGACGGAAUGUGUGGCGAACUCUAUUCAUCAUGGACCGCUUUCUGUCUUGCUCCUUGGGGCGGCCGCCCGGCAUUUCUGAAGAUGAAUGCAGUUCAGAAAUACUCAAAUCCCCCAAUCCUCCAGCGCCAACUGAUGACUUUGGAUUUCAGCAAGCUUUCCAUGGCCAGGGGAGUUUCAUACAGUCCGGCACGUACGGUCUAGAGGCUGCUGUACGCAGCUGCAGUGUGAUCGGAUCAAUUCUGAAGAAAAUAUAUCAACAAAGAAGAGUCAGUACAAAGCUUGCCCAAGAAAUAGCGGAUGUUUGCAAAGAGUGGCCCAAGGAGUUACAUCCAGGACUGCACUGGCGUCAGGCAGCGUCCGCAAAUCCAAGCCAAGGCAUCGCAAUUCUCCACGUAAAUUUGCUCUAUUGCCACUCAAUUGUACUUCUAACUCGUCCAUUCUUCUUGUUCAUCUUGAACGAUAUUCUCCAGCAAGGACAAUAUCCAGUUCUAAACGGUAUUCGUUCAAAACGACAAUAUGCUAAAAUGGAGAAAUUUAGCGAAGCCUGUGUCAUCGCAUCAACUCACACGAUUGUCCUCGUCCAGAACGCUUUCGAGGCAGGCUAUCUUCCACGCCGGAAUCCAUUUGUAAUUUACUUCCUUUUCGCCGCUGCCUUGAUACUCAUGUCGAACGAGUUUGCGCUGCUGUACCUUAACGUCGCCGCAGAUCAAUGCAUACGGAACGCCAUCACAAUCAUGGCAUACUCGGCAGAAAGCGAUCCGCAAGCAAGCCGGCUGCUGUACAUUCUUAGCACAUUUCGCGAUGUCAUUGUGCAGCAGAAAGACCAGAGGGCCCGACAGCAGCAAUCGGCGAAUCAGCUUGCACCUUUCAACAUAAAAGCCAACAUCAACCCAUAUGGCACGCAGGGAUCAUCUCAAUCGAUGUCCGCCGCAACACAAUCGAGCCCACAAGGAGGUUUGACUUUACCUUCGGUCACAAGCGCUUCUAGCUAUGGCCCGCUUGCUCCUAUCAGUGCACUAGGCGGAGGCAGUGGCAACAGUUCCAGUAAUCCACUUCAUUCAAGAAGCAACGCACAAUCAAGGAACAGUAUUCCCGGCGUGUCUUUCCCACCGAGCUCCCCGUUCGCGACACUGGCGCAUACCACAAGACCGUUGGAACCUUCUCUAGCAUCUCCUGCGCCCCCAAAUCCUUUGUCGCCAUACCCUUCAGGCUUGCAGACUCCAGCGUUGGGGACGCUUGAGAGACAGUUAAGCUUCUCCAAUAUGUUCGAUCUUUCGAAUUUGGGUGACAGGCUUAGCGUCGAUGGCGAAAGUACCGGGCCCGAAGAACACAUUGAUUUCGAUGCGUUAUGGGCCUGGGGUAACGCGACGCCUGCUAUGGGUAGUCCAAAGCCUGCUGCCGCGCAGGCCAUGUCGUCCAAUGACGCAGCAACCUUCACAACUCAGCAGGAUGGCCGGUGAUACUUAAUCAUGGAAGCUUUUAUCUUUUCGGAAAGUAACGACUUGUACGAUCAUUAUGACAGGAUUGAAGGAUUAAAACUUGAUACGAUGUGGUAUAUCUGCUUGUUACCUGAAUGGCUAGUGUUGUAUGUUUUCGUGAGACAAGGUCUGCAAUCACAGCAAGGCAGAGAAGUUGGUCCACUCUUUGCUGAAGGGAUAAUCGAUAUAGCCCUCAGGACUGCGCACCUUGUAGAAGGUUUUUCUGUUGUACUCGUUGAAAGGAAUGCCUAUUUGGAUCCUGAACGGCAGAUCAGGUGUCGAAAUGAAGUACCUCCCAAAUGCGAU
Verruconis gallopava is the source of this 3227-nucleotide messenger RNA. RefSeq lists its product as uncharacterized. Bases 207 to 2903 code for a protein of 898 amino acids. The record is from RefSeq and is a predicted model, not a curated record. Lineage: Eukaryota; Fungi; Ascomycota; Dothideomycetes; Venturiales; Sympoventuriaceae. Gene Ontology annotation, biological process: DNA-templated transcription; positive regulation of transcription from RNA polymerase II promoter by galactose. Gene Ontology annotation, cellular component: nucleus. Gene Ontology annotation, molecular function: zinc ion binding; DNA-binding transcription factor activity, RNA polymerase II-specific; RNA polymerase II cis-regulatory region sequence-specific DNA binding. The transcript has 6 exons.